Galeopterus variegatus (Sunda flying lemur) is the source of this 3000-nucleotide messenger RNA. RefSeq lists its product as uncharacterized. Gene Ontology annotation, biological process: proteolysis; virion assembly. Gene Ontology annotation, molecular function: nucleic acid binding; aspartic-type endopeptidase activity; zinc ion binding. The record is from RefSeq and is a predicted model, not a curated record. Lineage: Eukaryota; Metazoa; Chordata; Mammalia; Dermoptera; Cynocephalidae.
AUGGGGCAGAUUGUUUUGACCCCUUUGAAUCUGACUCUGAAAUACUGGACUGACAUAAAAACUAGGGCUCAUAAUUUGUCUGUUGAAAUUUUAAAAAGUAAAUGGGUAACUCUUUGUUCCACAGAAUGGCCAGCUUUUCAACUCGGGUGGCCUGCCGAAGGUUCCUUUUCCCCACCGCUGAUCUCAGCAGUAAAGAAAACAAAUUUUGGUUUCACUUCUAAGAGUCACCCAGACCAGGUCCCUUAUAUCAUUGUCUGGGAAGACCUGGUCAUGGACCCUCCUCUGUGGAUCCGUCCUUUUGUUCCCCUAACAGGUCCUUCGGCUGUGUUUGCUCUUCAAGAGAUGGAGAAAAAAUCGGAGAUCCUACCUCCCACCGAAUUGGACUUGCUUCUCCUAGACCCUCCUCCCCCUUAUCCCCCAUCCCUCUGCCCUCAGGCCGCCCGCCCAUCAGCGCUGCCAGAGGACCCACAAGAAGCAAGGGAAGGGCCUGCGCAGGGGACACGUAGUAAGGGAGCAGCCCCUGGAAGCUGUUCCCACCUUCCCUCUGGGGCUUAUAGCCCUCUUGAUGAAGAGGGCAACCAGCCCUUACAGUACUGGCCUUUCUCCUCUUCUGAUCUUUACAACUGGACAUCUCAGAAUCCCCCUUUCUCUGAAAACCCCCAGGGGCUCACUAACCUUGUAGAAUCCCUCCUCUUUACUCAUCAGCCCACCUGGGAUGACUGCCAGCAGCUCCUCCAGGUCCUGUUCACCACUGAAGAGAAACAAAAAAUCCUCCUGGAGGCUUGAAAGAAUGUUCCAGGAGACGAUGGGCGACCUACACUCCUCCCUACUGUUAUAGAUGCAGGAUUCUCGUUGACCAGACCAAACUGGGAUUUCAACUCGGCAGAAGGUAGGGAGCACCUGAAGGUCUAUUGCCAGGCUCUAAUGGCAGGUCUCUGAGGGGCAGGAAAACGCCUCACCAAUUUGACAAAGGUAAGAGGGGUAAUCCAGGGGCCCAGUGACUCUGCAUCAGCAUUUCUGGAGAGACUCAUGGAAGCAUUCCGCCAGUUUACCCCGUAUGAUCCUAGUAGUGAAGAGCACAAGGCUACAGUGACAGUUGCUUUUAUUGGCCAGUCUAGUAGAGACAUCAGGAGGAAACUGCAGAAGCUUGAAGGGUUACAAGAUAAGUCAUUAAAGGAAUUAGUGCAGGUGGCUGAAAAGGUCUAUCACAAUAGAGAGUCAGAAGAAGAAAAAGAAGAGAGAAAACAGAAAGAGCAGGAAGCUAAAGAGAUUAAAAGAGAAAAGCGCCAAGAAAAAAAUCUUCAUAAGAUUCUGGCCACUGUAGUUAGGGAGACUAGAAAAACUAGUAAGACAGUACCGGGCAACAAGAAGGAGCCCCUAGCAAAGGAUCAGUGUGCUUACUGCAAAGAGAAAGGACAUUGGGCUCAAAAAUGCUCCAAGAAAAAGAAAAAGCCUCAAGCCCCCAAAGUCUUGGCCCUGCAGGAAGACAGCUUGGGGGGACAGGGUUCGGACCCCCUCCCCAAACCCAGGGUAACCCUUACAGUGGAGGAGAAGCCUACUCAGUUCUUGGUAGAUACUGGGGCUCAGCAUUCAGUGUUACUGCAAACAGAUGGACCCCUUGAAUAAAAAUCAUGGGUGCAGGGAGCAACAGGGAACAGACAGUACCCAUGGACUACCCAAAGAACAGUGGACCUAGGCAUGGGCCGGGUAUCCCACUCGUUCAUUGUCAUUCCUGAGUGCUCCUACCCACUUCUAGGAAGAGACCUCCUCACCAAAAUGGGUGCUCAAAUCCACUUUGACCCCGAGGGACCUCAGGUGUUAAAUAAACAAGGAAAGCCUCUCCAGGUACUGACUCUCAGGCUGGAAGAUGAAUACCAAUUGUUUGAAAAGCAAGGGUGGGAAACCGGACAGAUGGACUGGUGGUUAGAGAAUUAUCCCCAGGUGUGGGCAGAAACUGCAGGGAUAGGAAAGGCUAAAAACCAGCCCCCCGUUAAUACAGAGCUGAAGGCUCAAGCUAGUCCUAUAGCUGUCCGACAAUACCCAAUGUUCCGAGAGGCACAUGAAGUCCAGAAACCUGAAACUAAUGAUUACCAGCCAGUCCAAGACCUCCGAGAGGUAAACAAACGUGUAGCCAACCUCCACACUACCAUUCCCAAUCCCUAUAAUCUUUUAAGUUCUUUGCCUCCAGACAGGACCUGGUACUCUGUAUUGGACCUCAAAGAUGCAUUCUUCUGCUUACCGCUGGCUGUAAAAAGCCAGGAUUACUUUGCCUUCGAGUGGAAAGAUCCAGAGACUGGAUCUUUCAGCCUAGCAGGGAAACUCACGUGGACUCGCCUGCCUCAAGGAUUCAAAAACUCCCCCACCAUCUUUGACGAGGCCCUCCACCAGGACUUGGCCAUGUUCCGGGCCUCUAACCCUCAGGUAACUCUGUUGCAGUAUGUAGAUGAUCUCCUCCUGGUAGCAGCUGACGAAGAACUGUGUCUGAAAGGAACAAAGCGUCUCCUUACAGAGUUGGGAGAACUGGGCUAUCGGGCCUCCACCAAAAAGGCUCAGAUCUGCAAGCGACAGAUACCUGGUUUUGCUGAGAUGGCAACCCCGUUAUAUCCCCUCACUAAAAACAGUCAGCCCUUCAAGUGGGGAAAAGAGGAACAACAGGCUUUUAACAACAUCAAGACAGCCUUGAUGUCCACACUGGCCCUAGGGCUCCCCAAUGUAACCAAGCCCUUCCACCUGUAUGUGGCAGAAAAUAAGGGGGUUGCAAAGGGGGUCCUAACUCAAAAACUGGGCCCCUGGAAAAGGCCUGUAGCAUAUCUGUCUAAAAAACUAGACCCUGUAGCAUCGGGGUGGCCAGCUUGUCUAAAGAUUAUAGCAGCAGUCGCAGUUCUGGUAAAAGAUGCUGAUAAGUUGACUAUGGGACAGAGUUUGGUAAUCUCGGCACCUCAUGCUUUAGAGAGUGUUGUCUGCCAUCCCCCGACCGCUGGCUCACAAAUGCUCAUAUGA